UUUGGGCCUGUAUCUUUCUUGUGACAUGGGUGAAUGACCUUUGAUGGAGAUUUGAGUUCGAGAUCAUCGAUUGUGGCUGGCGAUGGAGAAUCAUCGCAGGCGAAGCUUGCUUGAUGAUGAUGGUGAAAUUGGAUUACAGUAGAGAGACGGAAGAAGAAUGCCGAAGUGAAGCAGUGCCGAUGAGAGCAAGCUCUUCUUGAGGCUCAGCUUUGGAGUCAGCGACGGUUGAUGAUAAAGAGAUUAUCUCAAAAUGUCAAUAAAAUUUCAAGAACUGAGACCUGAGUCAAUGACCUACCAGGAAAGAUUCUUAGUUGUCACCAACAAACAAAGAGACAGACGACUUAUAUACACGCCAACGAGCUUGUUGAUCCCUUCUCAGCUAUCAGCAGCCAACUACAGCUCUAGAUCGUGGUGAAAUUGAAUAACUUUUUUUUUAUGGAACAAGUCGUAGUGUGAAGCUUCCUUUUUUACACGCAAUCUAGACACAACUCCAUAAAAGAGUAAAACUUUCCUUCUCUCUCGAAAGUCAAAGCUGUUCAUUUGAUGCUUUGAUCGGCAAACUUGUGCAUGGAAACAGUGAAUUGGAAGGAGAGAUGAUGAUGCAGUGUUUAGAUGCAUUAAAGCACUUCUCCAUAUUUCUCUUGACUUGUUGUGAUUCUGAUCGUCAUCACCACUCCGGGGGUCUUCCCAACCCCAAGGAUCUGGCUAGAGGCACUGUCUUUACUGUGAAUGAGAUUGAAGCUCUUUACGAAAUGUUCAAGAGCAUCAGCAAAGCCGGCCUUAUCGACAAGGAACAGUUUCAGUUGGUACUCUUUAAAUCCAACAGAAAGAAGAGCCUUUUUGCUGACAGGGUGUUUGACUUGUUUGACACCAACCAUACUGGAAUCCUUGAUUUUGAAACCUUUGCACGUGCCAUUUCGGUUUUCCACCCCAAGGCUCUAAUGGAGGAUAAGCUCGAGUUUGCUUUCAAGCUGUAUGAUCUGAAGCACCAGGGGUUUAUAGAGAGACAAGAGUUGAGGCAAAUGAUGGUGGCGACUCUAGCUGAAUCUGGCAUGAAUCUUUCUGAUGGCGUGAUAGAGAUCAUCAUAGACAAGACAUUUGAAGAAGCUGAUAGUAAAAUGGACGGGAAGAUUGAUAAGGAAGAGUGGCAGAGUCUUGUUCUUCGUCACCCCUCUCUGUUACAGAAUAUGACCCUUCAGCAUCUCAAAGACAUAACAAAGACGUUUCCCAACUUUGUGUUUUACACUAUAGUGACUGACAACCCAUCGUCUGGAUGAUCAUGAGGGAUGUGAUUUUGGAUUUUUGUUGGUGCAAGUUGAUUCUUUUUUUUUUUUUUUUUGGCAACAGAGAUGGUACAAUAUUGUAUUUUGAAAUCUUGUUUCUUACUUAACUUCGACUCUAAUUCUAUUUGUAUCUGAAACCUGGCCUUUCUGAUUUAUUUUAAAGCAAUAUUCAAAUUGAC
This is a messenger RNA of Brassica oleracea var. oleracea, 1462 nucleotides long. Its product is annotated as calcineurin B-like protein 6. The record is from RefSeq and is a predicted model, not a curated record. Lineage: Eukaryota; Viridiplantae; Streptophyta; Magnoliopsida; Brassicales; Brassicaceae. Gene Ontology annotation, molecular function: calcium ion binding; kinase binding. Gene Ontology annotation, biological process: calcium-mediated signaling. Bases 594 to 1277 code for a protein of 227 amino acids. The transcript is spliced from 10 exons.